CUUCGUAACUACAUCUUCUUCCCUUUGAGUCUUUGUACGAGUAUAGAAACAAUGUGCUGGAGCCCCCCAAAAGCCACCUCCUUAGCUUCCAACUAUAAUACCAACGAACUGUAUAGUACAUGUUUAUUCUUACCGAUAUACUACCUUAAUUCUAAUAGAUCGUCGUUACUGCUUGGAAUCCUUGAUUCGCCUGGAUGAUCCAAGCAUGUGGAUAGCCCAUCAAGAACGGCAAGGACGAUAAUAACAUACUCGACAAGAACGAAUCAGGGACUUCCUAGAUGAGAGCCAAGCUGCCUAUAAGAACUCUGACGCUAUUUCUCCGUGUAUACUUCCUCUACUGCCUUUGGACAACCGCCGACCUAGACCAAUUAUGUGAACAUCUUCACAGCCUAUAUCCCAAUUGACGACUUCCGUAUUUACUUGCGGAGAUAUCAUAUAUUCAGCUCGGAACCCCUUCCCCUUUGAUCGGACUUAUUACUUCAUCAUUGGGGUAAACAAACGUAAACAGGAAACAAGGGAAUAAUAAACAAUACGAGUUUGUGAACUCAAUUUCACCGGCUUGGCCAGGCUGUGUUUACAACAUUUCAUUGUUUUUGCCUCUAGAAGAACUAGAAGAAGUCAAAACUACAAUGGUCAAAACGUUAGUUGAUCUGUGCACUACUGUGUGUAUCAAAAAUGUCAAAGACAUCACCGAUGUAGGCAGCGCGCCUUACUCGAUUCUUCGUCCGAUCCUUCUGAAGAUCGACAAUGCCGCGCAACUACGAGAAGUGGAGGAGAGAUCUCCUCAUAUCCAGGGCGAUGAUGCCGAAUGUUGGCAGCGUCUCAUCAACCGCCAUUUCCCUCGCCAAGUAAAGAAGCACAACUUCGAACCACGCAACCCUACCCUGUGGCACAAAGUCUACGACAAAUACAAGAAGAUCGAAGUUGAGGAGAAGCGCAUUGCAUUGGAGAAACUGACUUCUAGCCUGAAGACCAUUGAGAAGGAGAAAGAGGAGAAGGCCAGUAAGCUUAUCAAUUAUGACGCAAAGCUCCUUGGUCCCGCCCCGGGCCGUCGCAGAGGCGUGGGUGGACGAGAGGUUGCUGGUGCAGGCGGCCUCCGAUGGGGCGGCGGAUCGCGAACUAAGACAACAUCGGCUCAGAGUAUCAUGCAGAAGGCUAGACGAGAAGCGGCCGAAAUCUGUCGCCGAAACAAGCUCAUGACUCCCACCGGCCAACUGCCGGUUCGACGGGGGCAGAUCGUCCAAGCUCCGCUUGGUAUGCGAGAGGAACAUCGGAUCAAGACACUUCCUACUAUGCCUACUCCGAGAAAAAUUCAAGCGCCCCAGUCGCGUACCGGAGAGCGCUGGGAGCGAGAACAGAAGGAACGCGAGGCUCGAUUGCUCAAAUUGAAGAAUGGAACUACUACAAAGAAAGCUACUAUUAUAUCGGACGACGAGUUUGAUGAAGACGAUCAGUUCGACGACGACGGUGAGACCCAGGAAGGAGGUGGUUUGAACGUUGAAGAGUUGGAGGACCUCUUUGACGAUGACACACCUUCUACAUCUAAUGCCCCUAAGGCUACCAAGAGUGCUGCGGUGCCUUCUCAAAACAAGCCCUCACCGCUCCCUAGCUCUAGUUCUACUCGUGCAUCUGGUUCAUCCGGUCUCGCUGGGAUGAAGAUGGGUCACUCCUGGAAGAACAACCCUGUGAGAACUGUUCCCGUCGAGUCGCCUGCGCAAAAGACAGCUUCCAGGUCAUCAGCAUCUUCUCCGCCGGCGGCCAAACAUACGGCAGCUUCUCCCCCUCCACGACCUUCGAUGCCAUCGAAGGCAUCCUCCUCACACCCUCCAGCGGGGGGCUCUACCUAUACGGGCACCAGUAUCUCAAGCACCGACCCUAAGCCCAAGCCCAAGCCUAUACUUGGACAGAAGCGAAAGGAUCCUCCUAGCAUCUUCAUGAAACCAAAGCCGAAGGCCCGACGAAUGUCCUAAAGGUCAUGGCGUCUAGCGCAGGUCCUAGACUACUCGUUAGGCACAUGCAAGAUUCUAUCUAUUAAUACGCGAAAUUGCUAAGCAACCAACUCAGGCAAACUUAUUCUACGACGCCUUCAAGACUUUCUCUUCUUUUCAACUACUUCUAAAAUCGGUUUAAUCUCGAGGGAUUCUUUACUAUAGGGUGGGCAUACCGACAAUACCGGAUCUUUCUCUCUGCACAGCGUUUUUUUCUAUUUCCCUUGCGAGGGCCCGUUGAUUCACAUAUGGCGUUAGGGGAUAUGUCAUUUGCAAGGAGCAGGGUUGUGUUGCGGAUUUGCUCCUCUUAUUUCAAGGAGGGGAACGGAGAAGGCCAGUUAUUAGAUAUGACAUUGAUGUCUAUCAUCUCUUGAUAUUACGGCGUCCUGCCAGUAUGCAUAUGGCUCGGUAGUAGGAGGAUGGAUACCUUAUACUGCAGAAAGUGGUGGAUGAGACAUGCUGCGUUUGCAUUUAGUCUGCGCCACAGACUAUAGAUAGGCACUGAUUUCAAUGAAAUGCAUUGGGUUAUAAAA
This is a messenger RNA of Daldinia vernicosa, 2521 nucleotides long. RefSeq names its product RNA polymerase II transcription factor SIII subunit A-domain-containing protein. Bases 630 to 1970 code for a protein of 446 amino acids. Gene Ontology annotation, biological process: transcription elongation by RNA polymerase II. The record is from RefSeq and is a predicted model, not a curated record. Gene Ontology annotation, cellular component: nucleus; elongin complex. The transcript has 2 exons. NCBI's taxonomy places the organism in Eukaryota, Fungi, Ascomycota, Sordariomycetes, Xylariales, Hypoxylaceae.